AUGCAGCCUAUCGCUCCCCGGCGCUCACCACCAGUAUUUCGUGCAAUUCCCGAAAAAGAACCUGUGGUAAGGCUUGAGAAAUCCAACAUCUUACUGAUAGGACCUUCUGGCGUCGGCAAGACAUUCCUCACGCAAACUUUGGCUAGAAUCCUCGAUGUUCCUAUAGCUCUAUGUGAUUGUACCUCGAUGACUCAGGCGGGAUAUGUGGGUGAAGAUGUGGAGAGUGUCAUACAGAAACUUGUACAAGCAGCUGGAGGAAAUGCGGAAAAAGCGCAACAGGGUAUUGUGUUUCUCGACGAGGUUGACAAGAUUGCCGCUGCACAUGAAGGACACUCUGUUGCAUAUCGUGAUGUGAGUGGCGAAGGUGUUCAACACGCCUUACUGAAAUUGGUGGAAGGUACUGUAGUAAAUGUAAAAAGCGGACGAAAAGGAGUAGGAGCUCAACAAGACACAGUGCAGGUAGAUACAUCCGACAUUCUCUUCGUUGCAUCUGGUGCAUUCAACAACUUGGAUAAAAUUGUGGCGCGUCGACUCGACAAGAAGAGUUUAGGAUUUGGUUAGUU
Strongylus vulgaris is the source of this 563-nucleotide messenger RNA. The record is from the annotation of a GenBank genome assembly. NCBI's taxonomy places the organism in Eukaryota, Metazoa, Nematoda, Chromadorea, Rhabditida, Strongylidae.